Molecule: messenger RNA, 1852 nt
Organism: Lacerta agilis (Sand lizard)
Lineage: Eukaryota; Metazoa; Chordata; Lepidosauria; Squamata; Lacertidae
Exons: 5
Coding region: 74-1852 (592 amino acids)
Source: RefSeq, a predicted model, not a curated record
CACACGGGCGCAGCUGCUUCUGGAUCCUCGCGCUGGAAGAUCUUAGUGCUGCACUGUUUGUCGGAGGCAACCCAUGGAGGAUCAAAACCCCAGAUUUUCCCACUCCAGGAUGUGGCCAGAAAUGACCCAUGAUAUCAUCCAGCUUCCAGCCCAGCCGAAGAUGGGGCUUAAGCGCUUUCAUCCGGAGGAGGCCCAAGGGGAAGGGGAAGACGUCUACAAAGAGGAGGAGGAGCAACACAACAGCUCAGAAGCUGCGAAGAGCGGCGGUCGGGGCAAAAGACUUGCUGGGUGGUCCCCCGCGUUGGGCCCAGGCCAGAUGCCUCCCGCAAAAUCAAUCAAACUCCUCCCAGGACAAGGCCCCUUUGCGCAAGAGGAAAGCCAACGACAGAUUCUGGGGGGCGAUGGUGUGGAGAGGGGCAGGGAGACGUCCUUAAGCAGCUGCCUGGCGGAGGCGAAGGUUUACCGCACCAGGGCUGUACAGGAAGAGCCCCUGCCCUUAUUGAAGUCCAAAUCCGAGGAAGAGGAAGGGGACCAGGCCGAAUUUCAGCGCAGUCCACCUCGCCAUGAGUCCCAGGUCCCGGCCUUUUCGCAGUUUGCACCCUGGGGCCAGCGAGCUGGAGCGGUGCUGGACUUAUCACAGCACAAUCGCCGAAGUCGGAGGGCCGCAGGGGCCCUGGACUUAUCGCGGCCCAGACCCCAGGACCCAAUAGCUGGAGAAGCUCCUGCCUCUCCAGAGUACAGACCCCAGGGCCAGACAAAUGGAGAUGCUCCUGAGUUACAACAGGCGGCCUGGAAUCUGUUUCUGUCCCUUUGCUGCACUGUUUGUUGGAGGCAACCCAUGGAGGAUCAAAACCCCAGAUUUUCCCACUCCAGGAUGUGGCCAGAAAUGACCCAUGAUAUCAUCCAGCUUCCAGCCCAGCCGAAGAUGGGGCUUAAGCGGUUUCAUCCGGAGGAGGCCCAAGGGGAAGCCGAAGACGUCUACAAAGAGGAGGAGGAGCAACACAACAGCUCAGAAGCUGCGAAGAGCGGCGGUCGGGGCAAAAGACUUGAUGGAUGGUCCCCCGCUUUGGGCCCAGGCCAGAUGCCUCCCGCAAAAUCAUUCAAACUCCUCCCAGGACAAGGCCCCUUUGCGCAAGAGGAAAGCCAACGACAGAUUCUGGGGGGCGAUGGUGUGGAGAGGGGCAGGGAGACGUCCUUAAGCAGCUGCCUGGCGGAGGCGAAGGUUUACCGCACCAGGCCUGUACAGGAAGAGCCCCUGCCCUUAUUGCACUCCAAAUCCGAGGAAGAGGAAGGGGACCAGGCCGAAUUUCAGCGCAGUCCACCUCGCCAUGAGUCCCAGGUCCCGGACUUUUCGCAGUUUGCACCCUGGGGCCAGCGAGCUGGAGCGGUGCUGGACUUAUCACAGCACAAUCGCCGAAGUCGGAGGGCCGCAGGGGCCCUGGACUUAACACAACGCAGAUUGGGGGGCCAAGUGGCCCUGGGCCCAUUGCAGUGCCAAUCCGAGGGCCAGAUAAGUGACGUGGCCCUGGACUUAUCGCGGCCCAGAUCCCAGGACCCAAUAGCUGGAGAAGCUCCUGCCUCUCCAGAGUACAGACCCCGGGGCCAACUACUCGGAGGUCCUCUUGACUUAUCAAGGCCCAGACCCCAGGGCCAGAUAAAUGGAGACGCUCCUGAGUUACAACAGGCGGCCUGGAAUCUGUGUCUGUCCUUUGUAAGGUGCCAUAUACAAAGGUGGUGGUAUGUGCCGCUGCCACUACUGCUUCUGUUGCAACUGCUACAUUAUCAUCGCCGGUGUUGUGUAUUGAUUCAGUGGCUUUUAUAUCUGUGUUACUGUUCUCUGUAUUCGCGUUAG